AAUGGCGGCGCACUGUUGACGGGAAGCGGCGCGACUGAAUGGCCCAAGCGUUGGAGUCGAGCCGCCGUUUGAAGGCGGGAUUUUGAUUUUAUUUUAUUUUGUUUCAUUGAUUUGUCUGGGACACCGCUCGCGGCGGUGAUUUGGAGGUGUUGGGCCGGGGCGGUGACAUCCUGGUCGCUCGGGUCGCGGAGGUUAACACAAAAUGAACGUGCUGAAUGAAAUUUCCAAGGAGACAGUGGCACGGCCACUGAGCCGGAGCGAAGUGCUGGGGAUGCUCUUCCGUCUCACUUUGGUCGGUGCUGCCACAUACUUUGGUAUCAAAUGGAUGGUGGAUACCAUAGAUCCGACACGGAGACAGAAGAUGGAAAACCAGAAAAAGGCAGCAAAGCUGAUGAAACAGAUUGGUGUGGAAGGGAUCAAGCUGUCAGAACAUGAAUUGACAAUAGCGUCUCAUUUGGUGGAUCCCAGAACACUGAAAGGGGUGACAUGGCGGGACAUUGCUGGGCUGGAUGAAGUUAUUACUGAAUUGCAGGAAACAGUAAUUCUCCCAUUCCAGAAGAGACACUUAUUCCGUGAAUCCAAACUCUUGCAGCCACCUAAAGGUGUGUUGCUGUAUGGCCCUCCUGGUUGUGGGAAGACCCUCAUUGCUAAAGCUACGGCAAAUGUGUCCGGCUGCCAUUUCAUCAACAUGCAGGCCUCCGCAUUAACUGAUAAAUGGUACGGAGAGUCGCAGAAGCUGACGGCUGCCAUCUUCUCUUUGGCUGCAAAAAUUGAGCCUUGUAUUGUCUUCAUUGAUGAAAUAGAUUCCUUUCUGCGGAACCGCUCCUGCACUGACCAUGAGGCAACUGCCAUGAUGAAAGCGCAGUUCAUGAGCCUGUGGGAUGGAUUGAGCACUGACGCAGAUUGCCAGGUGAUUGUGAUGGGCGCUACAAACAGACCUCAGGAUGUAGAUCCGGCCAUCUUGAGAAGGAUGCCCAGUACGUUCCAUGUGGACCUGCCCAGGCAGCGACAGCGGCAUGAGAUUCUGAAGUUGAUCCUUUCUGGUGAGCGUUUAAACAGUGAUGUGAGACUGAAAGAAAUAGCGGAGAAAACGGCCGGUUACUCGGGCAGUGACCUACGGGAGCUUUGCCGAGAAGCAGCCCUGCACCGGCUCCGAGACUUUGUUCGGAAGGAGCAAAUGCACUGCAUUGAGAGGCAGCUGCAGGCUGAUGACUACAAGGGAAGCUCCACUGAUGAGGGUCUCCGAGCAAUCACUCAGACAGACCUCUACCUGGCCUUGGAGAAGUUGAAAGAAUCAAAGGCAGGAACUAAUGUCCUGAUGCUGCAAGACACUCCCCUGGACUGAAUGAAGCACAUAAGGAGCGAGACUAAACAAUGGGUUUUACACGUGCAAGUCGCUUUCUUUUGUUUUAGAGGCAAUUCCGUUGACUUCUCCAUAUUCCAGUUCACUUUCACAACUGGUCUACUCUUCCCUUGUGAAAUUGGAUUCUGAAGAGAUGCUGAGCAACCAUCAGCCCUCCUUUCUUUCUGGCGAUCAGACACUCCCACUACUGGCUUCAUGAGAAGUAGUGUGAUGUGUGCUGACAGUGAAGUGAGUCAACCUCAUUUGGCCUCGGAUGAGUCAAAAAGACUGGCAGUUGUUGUCCCACCCUCGCAUUUCAGUGGAGAGCUGUUAAGUAGCUCAAAGUGAGGAUGGCUGAGCUAUGUUUUCCUAUCCAGUCUCCUUUCCAGCAGUGCUGCCAAUGCCAUCUGCUGUCUUACCAAAUGUGAUCUUUUCUCAGUGGCUGAGCUGGGGUAUUGCGUAUCGUCAAGCUAUUUUGAUGCUGGAUAGGUGAUAGAGCAUGGCCAUAAGAGGAGCAGGAAGCCUGCACUAUUGCUUCCCAAUCUAAUUCCCCAACCCAAGUGGCGAUGUUGGAGAGGGGCAGAGCUGGAUGUGGUGGAGCUUAACAUUAUUGAAAUGGGCAUGUUGCUCCAGUUGCUAUGUCAAGGUCAACACGCACUGCGCCCCUGCCCCCUACCCCUUGUGGCACUGUUGUGGCCUAUCUUAAAAGAGCAGCAGGAACGUCUGGUUCCCUGGCCAGCGUUCCUCUCCUGAUCAAUAUCACAAAAGUUGCUGCUGUUCAGGAGUUACUGUUGUCUGAAAAGUGGCUGGUUUUGCAAUCUCCACUGAUUGGAGCAUUUCAUUAGAGCAUUAGCUUAACUCACUGGAAAGUGUUUUCUCUUUGCGUUCCAAGCUGAGAGUUUGACAUGGCAGAGGCAUGAGCACAUGAUUCAGACUGGCACCUUUUGUUCACUGCUGAAGGAGUGCUGCCCUGUUGAAUGUACAAUCUUGUACACAGGGUGUUCAAACCAAAGCCUUGUCUGUCCUUUGUGGAUUGAUGCUACAGAUCUGUCAGCAGUAGAUACAGAAGGCAAACUGUUCUCCUGAAUAAAAUUUAUCUUUUUCCAUUUGUCAUCACAAAUUAGCUGCUAUGUUUCUUACAUUCCAGCAAUAACUAUGCUUCAUUUGGUUGGAAAGCACUUGUGGAUGUGAGUUCAAUUGAAAUGCAUCUCCUAUCUACUAACUGAAAUUAAUUCAUCAGUUCCAUUUAUUUCCUCUUUGAUCACUUCAUGAGGAAUUACAAACUACUUCUGUGUUUACAACUUCACCUUUUUUUUGUUUAUAGCUGUCUGUAUAACACAAUGUGUGGUUCAGUUUCUCAAACUUAAGAGGUUCAGUCCUUUUGGGGUGUAUUCACGAUCAAUCUCCUCCUACCUACGGUCAACGUCAACAGGUUGUGGAUUGGACCUUUUGGCAGAGACUGAAGGUGGAGAAGAAGAGCAUUUACCUGACACACCUCAUCCUGACUUUAAAGAUCUCCAUCAGUUCACCUCUCAGUCUUCCCUUUUUUUCCAGAGAGGAUACCCUCUCAAUUCUUGAAUGUUUUAUAAAUGUUGUUGAGUACAUCUGUGUUUUGUUUGUAAUGUGGAAACCUGAACUUUGUGCAGCACUCUGUGUGAUAUAACCAAGAUUGUGAAUGAGUUCAUCAUAACUAACUUGUUUUUGAAUUGGAUUUCUCUGAGCUUUGUCAUCCUGUGUUUCCAUUUCUGAUGAUUUUUGAACCUGUGUACCGAAUUCCAUUUUAUGCUAUUCCAGCGACUCUCUUUGUCUCAGGAUUUCUCCUGUCAGAAUGGUGCCUCUCCAGUUUGUAUAGUCAGCCCAAAUCUCAUUCUGUGAGCUCACAAGGAAAAGGGUGGCUAAUUGGCUGGGUAAUUGGAGAGUGACCACUAAUGCAGCUCGUGUCAGGAUCUUGAUUGGGACUCAGUGAUGAAUUGUCGUUCGGUUAUCCGCACCUUUGUUUCUCUUAAGUGGUCUCACCUGAGCAUUGAAUGGAUAAACCUCAUUUCCUUUUCUUCAAUCUCUGACAGUCACAUGAGAGUCAUGGGUUCAAACUGGGCAAACCUCAUUUUAGGAACGCGAUCUGGGUGUGCACAUAAAAUAGGUAGGAAAAUGGUGUGGGUGUUAACAAUGGGACACCAAUGAAAUAAUGAAUCAUAAUAGGCUAAAUUACCUUCCCUAUCUGGAUCAAUUAUGUGAUUUUAAAGGGUUAAACUGCAGUUUCAAUAAAUCUCUGCAAAAUGUAACUCUUGAAUCUUCUUGUGCUCUGAGAUACGCUUGUUCAGCCCUCAUGACAAAAAAACAUUCUGGUGAUUUUAUAAUGAAAUAAAAACUGGAAUUAAGGUUUGUUUUUGGACCAGAGCAAAACCGAUGCAUGAGGGGUCAUUUUUAGCAGGUCUUCAGCCACGUGCUGCAGCCAGCAGCAUGACCAGGUUGUCCCACUCUCAACUAAGUGGAAGGAAAGCUGUUAACCAGGUCAGAAAACUGGAGUGAGUCUGAUAAGACAAGGCCAAAUAUGAAAGAAAGAUUACAUCUUGCAGCCUAAUUUUAUAUCGAGUUACUUUGUCAUUAACUUUUUUAACUAUACUGUCUUGUAAUUUGGGUUUUCAAAUUUCGAACAAAUCCUUAACUAAAAUUCUGUGACCCGCAAUUCUCUGAAGAUCCAACUUUAUGAUGAGAAGUUGGUAUCAAUGCGAAUGUUGACAUUAUUAUCUUCAUAAUCAAUUACUAGCUAACUUUAUUUCGAGAGAACAGUGUUCAUUUGUGAUGUGGUCAAGUAAAAGAAAUGUUGGAUACUUGGUGGGGGGGAUGCAGGGACAGAAAGUCUGUUCAGCAUAAUUCAGUGGGAAUGGUUGAAGUGUGUCAAUAUUUUUCAAUCACUUCCCCUGACUUGAGGUUUUGCAGAGGCGGGCAGAUUUUGAUGUAGCUGAAUUCAGGAGAUAAAAAGACGAAAAUUGGUGCUCUUGGUGUUGAAUGAUCCUCCAAUAUUUCACUGUUUGGGGUGAAAGCCAUGCAUCUCUGCAAUGAUGUGCGCAUGUUGCAGGAGUUGAGUAGAAACAUUUAUUGCCAGUGUUGAUUUAUUGUUUGAACAUGUUUAUAAUUUGGUGAUUUUCUUUUUUAAAGAUUUGUAGCUCAGGUUGGUGAUAAGUUAGAUGGCAGAGCUUGAUGGCUUUCAAACAUUUCUGUCACCAUGCUAGGUAACAUCUCCGGCUUCACUGGAGACACUGUGAUGAUAUUACCUAGUAUGGUGAUGAAAUAUCUGAAAACAAACCUUCAAACUCAGCGAGCUAACCUAUUAAUGUUUAUAAUUUACGAUUAUUGACAAUAGCUGGGAAAGGAAAUGUUGUUUUGGCUGUUUGUUAUGAAUGUUCUGUAGUUUACCAUGUUUUCCAUUAAAUUAUUUGUGUGAAAUAAUGUUACA
Messenger RNA from Hemiscyllium ocellatum (epaulette shark), 4799 nucleotides. Its product is annotated as outer mitochondrial transmembrane helix translocase-like. Gene Ontology annotation, cellular component: mitochondrial outer membrane. The transcript is spliced from 10 exons. Gene Ontology annotation, molecular function: ATP binding; ATP hydrolysis activity. The coding region runs from base 203 to 1345 and encodes 380 amino acids. NCBI's taxonomy places the organism in Eukaryota, Metazoa, Chordata, Chondrichthyes, Orectolobiformes, Hemiscylliidae. The record is from RefSeq and is a predicted model, not a curated record.